AUGAAUGGGGAGUCAAAUUGUGCGACUGCAGGUCUGUCUACCCAGAAGCAUCCUCCUGCUGCUGCUCCUGCGCCCACUGCAGCAGUACAGUCAGUUUUCUUCACUACAGUUGUUCAUGCAUAUUUGUUUACCAAUGGGAAAUAUGUGAAACAUGGCAAGUAUGGAGCAGCUGUAGUGGGCAGCAAUGAAACCAAGGAGUACAGAGUGCUUCUUUAUAUCAGCCAGCUGCAGCAGAUUGCGACCGCCAGCAUCCAUGCCUGGUUUGUAUUCACGGUGCAGCCCAACAACUACUGCACAUUUUAUGAUGAUCAGAGGCAGAAUUGGUCCAUCAUGUUUGAAUCAGAAAUGGUGGCUGUGAACUUCAGCAAGCAGCUGUGCAUUGCCAAGUAUAACAGCAGCCGUUCUCAUGACUCAGUGCUGUGCCAGGAUCUUGUUCUCGGAGACGGCCAAGGUGUGGCGACUGGAGAUGUCCUGGAGAUCACUUUUACAGGCUGGCUGUUCCAGAACGGUAGUCUUGGGCAGGUUUUUGACUCAAAUGUAAAUAAAGAGAAGUUGCUCCGGCUGAAGCUAGGCUCUGGCAAAGUCAUCAAGGGCUGGGAAGAUGGGAUGAUUGGCAUGAAGAGAGGAGGGAGGCGGUUCCUCCUUGUCCCGCCAGCAUUGGCUUAUGGGCCUUUGGCAGAAGCUGAACGCAUUCCUCCGGACUCAACUCUGGCCUUUGAGGUGGAAGUCAAACGGGUGAGGUUUACAAAGGGCGCUGGCUCCGCUGGACAAAGCCUGGGCCCCAGGUACUCCCUCACACCUUCACCAGCGCCACAAUCAGAAAGCCCCGCUACAGACCCACCCUGGCUGACUCCUCCUACUCCAGCUCCAAAGCCAGGGGAGCCAGCUGUGCGUGCCAAAUCAAGCUCUAUUAGCGGACAGCUAGCGGAGCCGCAUGCCAUUCAAGAAUUUUCAAUCUUCUGUCCGAACGACUACUGUCCAAUGGCGCCUCUUCAGUGGGCAACACAAGGUAAAAAGUGUGUUCCCUUGUUGUGCCUUGGUGAUGGUCACCAACUUGGGUGGCCUCAAAAGAGGGUUAGGCAAGUUCAUGGAGGAGAGGGCUGUCAGUGGCUGGAAACCGCAGGAGGGGAGAGGGCUCUUGCGCUCAGGUGCUGUUUGCAGGCUUCCCAUGGGGGCACCAGCAUCUUAAAAAGCAGAGACAUCACCUUACCAACAAAGGUCCGUAUAGUUAAAGCCAUGGUUUUCCCAGUAGUGAUGUAUGGAAGUGAUAGCGGAACCAUCAAGAAGGCUGAUCGCCGAAGAAUUGAUGCUUUUGAAUUAUGGUGCUGGAGGAGACUCUUGAGAGUCCCAUGGACUGCAAGAAGAUCAAACCUAUCCAUUCUUAAGGAAAUCAGCCCUGAGUGCUCACUGGAAGGACAGAUCGUGAAGUUGAGGCUCCAGUACUUUGGCCACCUCAGGAGAAGAGAAGACUCCCUGGAAAAGACCCUGAUGUUGGGAAAGAUGGAGGGCACUGCUUGUAUUGAGAUAGGCAACGCUGAUGCCUCUGCUUUCUUCCUAGCUCCUCAUCCAGCUAUCUGGGGGCUCCAGGUGCCUGGUGCCCCCCAGCCACACCCACCGCUUCCAAGAACCCCUCAAAACUGUCAGCCUUAUGCAGGGAUGCCAUAUGCUUACCCACAAGUGAGUGCCGCAGUUUCCCAGCUCCAGCCUGUUGGGUUGUGCCCAGCUCCUUUCCAAGCAGCUGGAGACCUUGGUUCAUUCCUGCUGACAGAGACCCGGCAGCAGAACACAGAGAUCCACCUGGCCGUUGGGAAGGUGGCUGACAAGAUGGACCAGCUGUCAGUCAAGCUGGAGGAACUGCGGAAGCAAAACUCUGGCCCCGGUUUGCUGCCAGGCAUCUCUUCUGUUACCAUGGAAACCUCUAUGAUCAUGAGUAACAUCCAGCGUAUCCUGCAGGAAAAUGAGAGGUUGAAACAGGAGAUCGUUGAGAAGAGAAGCUGCAUUGAGGAGCAGAACAAUAAGAUUGGUGAACUGAUUGACCGCAACCAACGCUAUGUGGAGCAGAGCAACCUGAUAUUUGAGCAGAGCAACAGCUCACUGCAGAGGACCAUGAAGCACACCCAGGCAAGGGUUCUACAUGCUGAACAGGAGAAGGUCAGGAUCAGCAAGAAGCUAGCGGAAGCCACGGCGCAGAUCACCCAGCUCCAGCUGGAGCUGACCCGUCAUCAGAAGCAGGAGAUGAAUCUUCAUUCCCAACUGAAUGAAGCCCUGACAGAGUUGGAGAGGCAGAAAGCCCAGGUCAGCCGACUCCGUGCACAGCUGGCGGAACUUGAGAAGUUGUCUGACGACAUGAAAAGCAGACACCAGGAGGAGAAGCUGAGUGGGAAGAAGUUGGAUGAGAAGGUGGUAGCCCUGGAAGAGGAGCUGGCUGAUCUCUGCGUUAAGAAGGAGAAUCUGGAGAAGACAACAACUCUGCAGCUGCUGGAGAGUCAGGAGGAGCAAAGGGGGAGCAGCAGCACCGAGGGGGAAGGACCUGCCGAAAGGAAGCAGCCAAGUGCCGCACCCCUUUAUGGGGAUCCCCACAGCAACUCUCUCCGAGAACCAGCACCAGUGGCAUCCCCCGCUCCUUUGGCUAAUCUCAAGGAAAGCUCAAGCAGUCCUCCAUCCACUGCUCUCGAAGGAGCCCAAGACAGACUGCUUUUUGCAGCUCCUGAGGCGCAUUCUUUGGAAGCACCGGUUGAACAAACUCGUGCAGCCUCUGCUCCGUGGACGCGUUUCUUCCCUCCUCCGCGUGGAAGUUUGGCCCGUUUGGGGACCGCGAAUGCCGCCGGCCGCUUUGGCUUGCUAGUUUCGCUUCCGCAGCCCAGCGCUUGCGCCAUGGCCGAGAAGUUGCAGCCGCGCACUUUGCGGCUCUCGCCUCCCGGCUUGGGCUUAGCCGAGGGGCGCGGGGAGCGAGGGGCCGUCAGGAUGUUGGGGGACAUGGAUGAAGAAGACGACGCCUUCCAGCUUCCGACGGGAGGGACCAGGCUGGCCUCUCUCUUUGAACAGGAUCAGACAGCUACAGAAUCUGGAAAUGUGCUCUUCCAAUACAGGCCAUCCAAGCGGGCCAAAAUUAGUCAUCCAGCUACCGCUGCAGGUCUGUCUACCCAGAAGCAUCCUCCUGCAGCUGCUGCUGCUGCACCCGCUGCUACUCCUGUGCCCACUGCAGCAGUGCAGUCAGUCUUCUUCACUACAGUUGUUCAUGCAUAUUUGUUUACCAAUGGGAAAUAUGUGAAACAUGGCAAGUAUGGAGCAGCUGUAGUGGGCAGCAAUGAAACCAAGGAGUACAGAGUGCUUCUUUAUAUCAGCCAGCUGCAGCAGAUUGCGACCGCCAGCAUCCAUGCCUGGUUUGUAUUCACGGUGCAGCCCAACAACUACUGCACAUUUUAUGAUGAUCAGAGGCAGAAUUGGUCCAUCAUGUUUGAAUCAGAAAUGGCGGCUGUGAACUUCAGCAAACAGCUGUGCAUUGCCAAGUAUAACAGCAGCCGUUCUCCUGACUCAGUGAUGUGCCAGGAUCUUGUUCUCGGAGACGGCCAAGGUGUGGCGACUGGAGAUGUCCUGGAGAUCACUUUUACAGGCUGGCUGUUCCAGAACGGUAGUCUUGGGCAGGUUUUCGACUCAAAUAUAUACAACACAAAGUUGCUGCGUGUGAAGCUAGGCUCUGGUAAAAUCAUCAAGGGCUGGGAAGAUGAGAUAAUUGGCAUGAAAAGAGGAGGCAGGCGGUUCCUCCUCAUCCCGCCAGCAUUGGUUUACAGGCCUUUGGCAGAAGCUGAACGCAUUCCUCCGGACUCGACCCUGGCCUUUGAGGUGGAAGUCAAACGGGUGUGGUUUGCAAAGGGCGCUGACUCCGCCGGACAGAGCCUGGGCCCCAGGGACUCCUUCACACCUUCACCAGCGCCACAAUCAGAAAGCCCCGCUACAGACCCAGCCUGGCUGACUCCUCCUACACCUGCUCCAAAGCCAGGCUAUGUGGAGCAGAGCAACCUGAUAUUUGAGCAGAGCAAUAGCUCACUGCAGAGGACCAUGAAGCACACCCAGGCAAGGGUCCUACAUGCUGAACAGGAGAAGCACAUGCCGCCACUGGAUCAGGGGUGGGACCAGGUCAGGAUCAGCAAGAAGCUAGCGGAAAGCAUGGUGCGGAUCUCCCAAAUCCAGCAGAGGUUGAUCUGUCUUCAGAAGAAGGGGAUGGAUUACCACUCCCAACUGAAUGAAGCCCUGACAGAGUCGGAGAGGCAGAAAGCCCUGGUCAACCAACUGCAGGCACAGCUGGCGGAACUUCAGAAAUCGUCUGACGACAUGAAAAGCAGGUACCAGGAGGAGAAGCUGAGUGGGAAGAAGUUGGAUGAGAAGGUGGCAGCCCUGGAAGAGGAGCUGGCUGAUAUCUGCGUUAAGAAGGAGAAUCUGGAGAAGCUUUCCCUGCUUAAAACCACAAGAAGCUCAGAGAACGAGAAGCUGUCACCACAGCAGGAACAGCCAGAGCCUGUGAAAGGGAAGGUGAAGAAGAUCAUGAACGAGGUCUUCCAGUCCCUGCGGGGCCAGUUCAACUUAGAGGAGUCCUAUACCGGCCAGGAGGUCCUGCGUAUCGUCCUGAACGCCAUCAAGACAACAACUCUGCAGCUGCUGGAGAGUCAGGAGGAGCAAAGGGGGAGCAGCAGCACCGAGGAGGAAGGACCUGCCGAAAGGAAGCAGCCAAGUGCCGCACCCCUUUAUGGGGAUCCCCACAGCAACUCUCUCCGAGAACCAGCACCAGUGGCAUCCCCCGCUCCUUUGGCUAAUCUCCAGGAAAGCUCAAGCAGUCCUCCAUCCACUGCUCUCGAAGGAGCCCAAGACAGACUGCUUUUUGCAGCUCCUGAGGGUCAUUCUUUGGAAGCCCCGGUUGAACAAACUCGUGCAGCCUCUGCUCAAACUGCAAGGCCGCCUCUCAGGCUCUCCGCCAGAACUGAGAAGGAGAGGCCAAGCACUCAGGGAGAAAUGGACACAAUAGACACCGCCAUUCUGGCACCUCCAAAUCCAGCGGCGGAUGAGAUGGCCCCUGCAAUGGAGGGGCCCACAAUGGGUCCAGAGGGCAAGGAGGAGAGUGGGGCAAGUCAGCACACCGCUGGCCCCACCUCUCAAGCUGCUCUAGCCGACAAGCAGCAGGACUUGGCUGGAGCCUCACAGCCAAGACCAGCGUCCAGCCCCACGGAAGCGGAUUCCAGUCUUCUUGAGGACAAGGGUGGUUUCUUCAAAGCUGCCACUCCCAAGCCAUGUGCACUGGGAACUCUGUUGGUAGAAGACGACGACGACGAGGUGGUAAGAGCUUUGAGGGGGUGCAGUGGUGUAUGGUGCCAUUUGGGACGGCUUAAGGUGGAAGGCAUAGAGGCCCUCAAUAGGUGUUUGAUAAACUAAAGUGGUGGUGUUUUGUUACCAGGGCACCACCAAUCUUUCCUGUGGCUGUUAGGGGCGCUGUAUUGUUACGGUUUUGUGG
Messenger RNA from Podarcis raffonei (Aeolian wall lizard), 5503 nucleotides. RefSeq names its product FK506-binding protein 15-like. Gene Ontology annotation, cellular component: growth cone. Gene Ontology annotation, molecular function: peptidyl-prolyl cis-trans isomerase activity. The transcript has 39 exons. The record is from RefSeq and is a predicted model, not a curated record. Bases 1 to 5424 code for a protein of 1807 amino acids. NCBI's taxonomy places the organism in Eukaryota, Metazoa, Chordata, Lepidosauria, Squamata, Lacertidae.